Messenger RNA from Myxozyma melibiosi, 1420 nucleotides. Its product is annotated as WD40-repeat-containing domain protein. Gene Ontology annotation, cellular component: Set1C/COMPASS complex. Lineage: Eukaryota; Fungi; Ascomycota; Lipomycetes; Lipomycetales; Lipomycetaceae. Gene Ontology annotation, molecular function: protein binding. The record is from RefSeq and is a predicted model, not a curated record. The coding region runs from base 83 to 1393 and encodes 436 amino acids. The transcript has 4 exons.
CUUCAUCACUGAACGAGUAGAUGCCAUCGAGCGCAAAACACAUAUUGAUGGGCAGUCCGAGCGAAAGAAGGGACCAGAAAAUAUGAAUCUACUGCUGACAGAUCCAUUCAGUCUGUCGCAAGACUACCCCGAGAACCUGACGCAUAUCUUGAACUACGGACGGUCGACAUGUCUGAAAUUUAAUAGGAAAGGCGAUUAUUUGGCGUCCGGGUUGUUUGACGGAUCUGUAAUUGUGUUUGACUUUGAUACGUAUGGGAUUGCGCGAGUACUACGCGGCCACACGCGUCCAAUCACUUCACUGAGCUGGUCUCGUGACGGAAGAUAUCUUUUAUCAGGGUCCAGAGAUUGGCUAUGCAUCCUCUGGGACCUCAAGGACGGAAAACGAGUCAAAACAGUACGGUUCGAAGCUCCGAUCUGGGGCGCGGAGCUACACCCCUACAGCCACCAAAUAUUCGUCGUCUCGUUAUUCGAAGAUGCCCCAACUUUGGUUGAUUUUACAGACGGAACGAUACGGAAACAUCUAUUGAACGACGUGGCGUUCGCGAAAACGUCGUCUGGCGAUGACGAGGAGAAUGCCUCGGGCUCGCCGUCGCCGGAGAAUCAACAGGAAGUACAGGAAAAACAGUCAACAUUGGUUGCAACAUUCACGACUUCCGGACAGUACAUAUUCACAGGCACCAGCAAAGGCUGGCUGAACAUCAUAGACAGCGAAAGUUUCCAGACCGUUCGCUCAGAGAGGAUCACGACGUCGAAUAUUAAGCAUAUAGCGUUUAGUAGCUCAGGAAAGCAGUUUAUCAUCAACUCCUCUGAUCGCACUAUUCGGCUUUUCAACACCCCGGAUCUGAGCUAUACCGACCCAAACAACUGGGAAUUGUCAGUAAUCCACAGAUUCCAGGACGUUGUCAACCGUCUACAAUGGAACUCCAUCACGUUCAACUCGAACGGCGAUUACGUCCUAGCGUCGACCUAUCAGGAUCAGCAUGACAUAUACAUCUGGGAGACCGAAGUCGGCUCGCUAGUGAAGAUUAUCGAGGCUCCGAGGGAGGAGAUCGUCGACGUGCAGUGGCAUCCUAAUCGGCCGCUGAUAGCUGCGACCGGAUUGGACAAAGGGACAAUUUACGUAUGGGCAACGGUUACCCCUCAGCAGUGGAGUGCGCUCGCGCCUGAUUUCGUCGAAGUGGACGAGAACGUCGAGUAUGAAGAACGAGAGGAUGAGUUUGACGUGAUCCCGGAUGAAAUCGCCAACAAACGAAGGCUGGACCAAGAAGAUGAGGACGACGUAGAUGUGGUAACGAUCGAAAGAGUGCGCGGCGAGUUUAGCGAUGAAUCGUUUGUGAUUCCUGUAAUUCUAGACGAGGAAGAGGAGACGUUUGAGGAUUCGGAUAGUGAUUAGAUGUAUAUAGAAAUGGACACGGAUUAU